UUGUCCUAGCGAUAUUUGGUAAGAUUGGUGAUGUUCUAAGUCCAAGUCAUAUACAACAUCUGCGUUAAAGGAUUAUACAAAACAAAAAACAUGAGGACUCAGAGCAUUAACAGAAGUUUGUGUUGUGUGAUUUUAGUUCUUGCCAUAUACGAUGUUUUUAAGUUGGCAACAGCAAAAUGUGAGUCGGGGGAGGUUGACAUGUAUCAAUACCCAGAAUCACCUUUCCCAAUCAACAAGACCAUAACAUUCAAAGAACCAUUUUCAGCUACACCGUCUGUAAUGUACGGAAUAACAAUGAUCGAUAUAAACUACGCCGAGAAUAAACGAGCUAGGAUAAAGCUUUUGGGAUCCAAUGAGACGGAAUUUACCGUGUGGAUGGGAACGAUGCAUGACACGAAACUGUUCGGUCUAGGCAUGCGCUGGAUGGCUUGCGAUUAAGAUGAAAAGAAAGAGACAAGUUCUUUACACUUGAAAUAUUUUCUGAAAUCAAUUAUGGUUACUUUUUUCAUAUUAAAAUGUGGAAAUCU
Molecule: messenger RNA, 527 nt
Organism: Saccostrea cuccullata (small rock oyster)
Lineage: Eukaryota; Metazoa; Mollusca; Bivalvia; Ostreida; Ostreidae
Exons: 5
Coding region: 91-438 (115 amino acids)
Biological process (GO): cell adhesion
Molecular function (GO): carbohydrate binding
Source: RefSeq, a predicted model, not a curated record